UUGGGGAGGUGGGGGGUAGACAGCUCCUGGUGAGCAGUGUGUUACAUCGACCUAGUUAGUGCCACAGACACAGCUGUUUCGUUCUGGAGGCAAGGUGGGUGCCAGUACUCUUUAGUUUCCUUACUUAAAAUAUAUAUCAACGGACACACAUUAUAAAUCAGUUCUAUUCAAUACAAGUGUUUCUGGAUAUUCUCAAAGUAACGUUGGCACCAAGGGUCACUCGGUGUAUUCCAACAGGUCCUACGCUAUGCCGGUGAGACGGCAAACCCCCACCAUCGCAGUACCCAGGCUGCACAGUAGUUUUGGUAAUGUCCGUCACGACUACGGCAUAGAAGAUAGCAUUCAGCGGGCGGACUAUCUUUCGAAUGCUGUUCUAGAAGAUACCUAUGAAGCCGCUACUCGCUCACGAGGAAGGGACCAUGAACUCCUUCGCAAUGUCAACGCCGCUAUUCACACGCCCAAUAAGUCCCGGGACAACACCCCUACUAGGUCAGGUCGUCGAACCAGUCGUCUGCGGUCCUUGUCUCCAGUGGACGUGAAACCCAUAGCCAGACCCCAGCCUGUGGUUCCUUACAGAAACUUAGAGAAAGUCAGAUCGGCUCUGGCAGCUCCACCGGCACCCGCCUCGCUCUUGUCCUCUCGUAUCGACUCCUACCUGAAGGGCUCAUCCCUGCCCCCGCGGCCACUUUCCAGAGACAUAGCCAGCAAUAUUUCCUAUAGUUCUCUUCUAUCACGCCCUCGGAGUCCUAGUGAAACCAGGCCUUACUCGCCGCAGUAUUCAGUGUACCUCUCAGAGUCGCACGUGCCCAGGAGCACGCGUUCUUCCUACUCCAGAUCACCAUCACCGUACGUGUCAAGAGUGAGUGCGGCUAGAGAAUAUAGCGUGGGAGGGAGUGACGACGAAGAUGAGGAGGAUUACCAGAUUGGCUCAUACAGGAGGAAGUACAAGAUUCUCAAAGCGCCCAUUGCUUCUGGGCCGGAAAGAGCAGGCUCUGCAGACGACAGCGAAGACGAGUUCUAUGACGCCUCGGAUUAUUACCCGUCCUAUUCUUGCCCCAGACCGACGGGCGUGUCGCCGUUGAAGCUUAGCACCUACGAUGGAGACUACGAUGGUUCCUACGAAGCUGACAUGGCCGAGAUGUAUGAUUACAUCCCUUACGGCCCAUCCAAACACGCGAUAUUAGAGCUGACCUCAGAGGAUAGCAACGACAGUACCUACAAGCCUCAUGUAUCCACACUCCCCCGACUUCACUCCCCUUCCACAUCCAGCACAUAUAGUUACUCUCCCUUACCUAAAUACACCGAGGACUCUUUAUCCCGGCCUCCAGCCAGCCGUCAGCUUCUAGAUUCUCUCAUUUCAAAUGCGGCUUCAAGAGCAAAAGCUAUCCUGGAGAAUUCAAAGCUUCCCGAGUACAAGAACGCCAGUCUGGUUCUCAGCGUGGAAGGCAGCGCUGUGUCAGAGGAUGGUAGGAAUCGUUAUGGUUUCAGAUACUAUCCACCACCCAUUCCAUUAAAGGGAUCGCAGAUAGGUCUAGACGAGCGUAUACUUAGUAUUUCACCCAAACCCGUCAGCGACGCUGACUCCUUUUUGUCCACAUACUUAAACAGACUUAGAAACAUCCGCACAGAUGUCAGGGACCACGCGGACAAGAGCGAGUACGGCCGGUGCACCAGCGUGGCGCCCAGGCCUUCCUACGUUCACCAGACUGUCACGGUGCCAGUGCACAUUUCAGGCAGGCCUCACAGCGUGCCAGUCUCAUCGUAUCGGUCGCGGCUGAGCGACGGCCAGUCCCACAGGGUCGACGUUUUCCCUUUGGUAGUCAGCGAAGCUGCCUUGCCUGUGGAUAAGAAGCUGCAUCUGCCCGUUUACAGGGCCGGUGGCGGCGACAGUGGCUCCCCCACCAAGCUAACGGUGCUUGAAAAGAUUAACAUAAAGGCGGCUAUCAUCGGAAGCAGACUUGAAACGGACGGAGCCAAGAAGACAAGGAGACCCCAAUCGGAGUACGCCGCUAACAAGCUGCGAGAGAUGAAGAGAGACGAAAUCGAGGAAGGGAUUUACUACAGAACUCCUGCCACCGGGGUUUUGCAAGCCUCAAGACCACCAUUGAGCAGAGAGGCAUAUUCCUUCUCUAUGCCCAAACCAACUGAGAGAAAAGCUAUCAGAGAUGUUGACGGUUUCACUAAACCCAAAAAUCUCUUAUCUUGGCAGUACCGCGUGGAGUCCAGGUUGUCCCCCGAUGAUUUGAUCUAUGAGCCGUCCAGUUUCAUUCGCAUGAGAGAACGGGUAAAAGAUGUCCAGGACAAGAUGGACAGACAGCGUCAGUUGUUGGACCGGUAUUUGGACAGCGACUUCAAGAUCCAGUCCAUUCCUUCUCAAAAUGUUGAAGGAAGGAGCUCGGUAAAAAUUCCUGCUUAUUAUGCUGCCGGCGGCGACCCGGACAACCUGCCGGUGUCGGAUCUACGACGUAGACUGAGGAGGACACUGGCCAAGUCCAAGAACAACCCGGACUACUUCAGAGAGUAGAGCCGCACACACUGUGACAGCCACAGACAUGGGAGGAGGAAAUACAAGUUCUAGACAAGGUUAGAUGUAUGUGAUCAGAGGGCGGCGGUACACCACGCAGUUCCCCACCCUACCAGCGUUCUAUCUCUGGAACCAACACGCAAAUAUACGCUUAGCUCGCCUCUGGAUGUCUGCUUCAGAAGAACAAAAAAAGAUAACACCAAGAACAUGAAAUAUUCAGCGAAACAAAGUCGCAGGCCUUUCUAUUUUAAUAUAAUUAGUUCACUCAUAUUUUAUUUUUUCUGUGUCAUUGUCCGCAAAUACUGCGCUAGUCCUUCUUCGGGAAAAAAAUCUGCUGUUUAUUUGAUAUAUCAUGUCUUUAUUGUUGCGCAUAAGAUAUUGCAACGUCAUUAUGACCUAUGACUUGGAUUUUGAUGUAAUGCUAGAUGUAGAGUCUUAGAAUUUGUAUAUACACUACAAUGUCCCUAUUUAGGUUUCGUCACUAAUUACUCCAGAAUCACAAUUAAUUUAUAGAUAGUGUUUACAAAAAAUCCCCGAUGUGAUUGAUUCAUUGGUUGUGUACAAAUCAUUUUUUUAAAAUAAAUCAAACAGAAUGUCGUCUGCUACUCGAUGUUUGCUGAUUGCGCCCCUUUGUGUGAUACAACUUUUUAUGAAUUUCAUUUUGUUGUCUUUAAAUAGUUCUGACGAAAAAUGUGAUUCUUUUAAAAUUAAGAUUUAUAAUGAUGAAACAAAUAUUAUUUAAAUUAUAUAUGUGAUUGAAUUGUGUACAAAAUAAACCGUAGAUAGUUUUUUUUAAAGAAAUAUAUACAUUUAUUUUUGCAUAUAUAUUCACAAAAGUAUAUAUAUACAUAUAUAUUUAUAUUGAUAAAAGUAAAUAUUUUAACAGUAAAUAUUUUCUUACUGUUACUGAAAUGGUUAUUUGCACCGGGAUAUAUCAUAUGUUGUAAAAUAAACAUUUUGAUCACAACCGAGAAAACAACUCUGGCAUGAAUUUUCUUCAGCGUAUCUAGAGUUAUCUUCCCUGCACCACACUUCUUGCACUUUAUACUAACGUUGCAAUUAAUUCCAAAAUAAGUUCGAUUUAUUCACAGCUUAAAACAAAAGAAUUAACAACAGGAAAAAAAAUGCUAUAGCUUCCAGUGACCCUAACAACAUCCAGGCACCCUCCUUCCUUCCUCCUUUGUUUGUGGCCAUAUACACUAAAGAAGAACCACCUAAUUUUUUUCUGUUUAUAUUUAAUACUCAUUAAUUAAUUACCAAAUAUUUUGUACAUAGUCAUAAUGCUAAGGCUGUGAGCAAAUGUAUUUUGUUUAAUCUUUUGUUUGUUUCGAAUUUUUUUUUUAUUUAAAGCUUUACCAUUGCCUUAUAUCUUUGUGGUCAAGUGUUUUCCUUCACAAAUGUAGAACUAGCGAGAACUUCCCUGCGAUUUUGCUGUUUCGAAGUGUUGCCAACUUUGUUUAUGUAAAUGAUGUUUUCGCUUCAGUAAACGAUCUUUCAUCUCACCAAGAAUCAAAACACAAUACACGCAUUCUUUUGGUUUACCCUGAAAGCAACUAUUAUUUUUUU
Biomphalaria glabrata is the source of this 4090-nucleotide messenger RNA. RefSeq lists its product as uncharacterized. The transcript has 12 exons. The record is from RefSeq and is a predicted model, not a curated record. Bases 248 to 2524 code for a protein of 758 amino acids. NCBI's taxonomy places the organism in Eukaryota, Metazoa, Mollusca, Gastropoda, Planorbidae.